CCUUUCCAUCGCUCCGGGGUCGUAUCGCCAAGCAACCUCUACUCUUCUACACCAUUCCAUUGCCUCUGCUUGCCUCGGGUCCUCUCGUUGAGAGUUCCGGACACACCCUAAUCUGCUUCCCGUUUUGGCUGCAUUUAGGUCCAAUUCUUGAACCCCUGCCGAGAGACGAGUUCUUGAGCCUUCUGCGAUAGAAAUCGGGGAAAAGAUGUGAUUUUUCGGCUAAAGAACCACCAAGUUCCAAUCGUUACUUUUUCUUGCGUUCAGAGAGAAGAACAAGCCUUCUUCUUGAAGGGAAAGACGAGAAAAAGAAGCAAUCUUUUUUAGCCAGAGGUUUCCGAAAUUUCCAAUUCUUGGUGCGUUUGGUUCUGCUUCCGAAUCCUCGAGUCAUCGCCAAGGGAAACGGAGGACAAAGAAGUGAUUUUGUUCAGCUAAAGAUGGGGAAAAGAAGCCUCGGAGGGCUGUCAACCCUGUUGUGGAUUUAUUUGGUGUGCGGAAGGUGGCAGCUCUCUGAUUCUCUCAAUGGCGAAGGCCGAGCUCUUCUGGCAUUAAAAGGCAAAGUAGAGGUCGAUCCUUAUGGCGCUUUAGCAAAUUGGGAUGAGGAAGAUGAUGAUCCAUGCUCCUGGUGUGGAGUUGAGUGCACUGAUGACGGAAGAGUCGUGGUUUUGAACUUGAAAAAUCUUUGUCUUAAAGGGACACUGUCACCUGAAGUAGGCAAACUGAUACACUUGAACACUCUAAUUUUACAUAACAAUUCCUUCUAUGGAGCUGUUCCUGGGGUUAUUGGGGAAUUGCAGAUGCUGAAGGUAUUGGAUUUGGGACACAAUAACUUUAGUGGAGUACUUCCAUCUGACCUUGGGGAUGUUGCUUCUCUAGAAACACUGGAUGUUGUGGGUGCAAUAACCCGUGGACUUUUGGGAGUAGAAUUUAAACAGAAUGAUGAUGCACAUGACAACAAAAACCCAGGAGCACCUGAUCCGCCAGCUAAUUUGAAUAGUCUACCACCUCGUUCACCACCAUCAGCUAAUUUGAAAAGUCCACCACCACCUCAUCCACCAUCUCCUCUGCCACCUCCACCUCCUCCACCACCUCCACCACCUCAUCCACCAUCUCCUCUGCCACCUCCACCUCCUCCACCACCUCCACCACCUCAUCCACCAUCUCCUCUGCCACCUCCACCUCCUCCACCACCUCCACCACCUCAGUCACAUCCAAUAUCAUCAUCUUCUUCUUUGAUUAUAUCUCUCUCAGUUGGAGGAGUAGUUUGUUUUCUGAUUGUCCUUUCUGUUAUAUACUUGUACCAUAAACAAACAAAAAAGGUUGUCAGUGUAAUGCCCUUGAUGACAGUUCUCAAUGGGCAAUCGCAGAAACCACUUGUGACAGGUGUACCUGCAUUGAGACGAUUGGAACUUGAAACAGCUUGUGAGGAUUUCAGCAACAUUAUUGGUUCAUUAUCAAAUUGCAAUUUGUACAAGGGUACACUUUCAAGUGGAGUUGAAAUAGCAGUGACAUCUGCGAUUGUGACAUCAGCAAAAGAUUGGUCAGUACAAGAUGAAGCUCACUUCAGAAAGAAGAUUUCAGACUUGUCCAAAGUAAAUCACAAGAACUUCAUGAACCUUCUUGGUCAUUGUGAGGAAGAAGCGCCUUUUACCAGGAUGAUGGUUUUUGAGUAUGCUCCAAGUGGGACACUAUUUGAGCAUUUGCACAUUAAGGAAGCAGAGCCCUUGAACUGGACCGCACGUUUACGCAUAGCCAUGGGACUUGCUUAUUGUCUGGAGCACAUGAUGCAACUUAACCCCCCUCUAAUCCCUAGAAAUUUGAAUUCAUCAUCCAUCUAUCUAACCGAAGACAAUGCAGCCAAGAUUUCUGAUCUUGAAUUCUGGAAUGUAGAAACAGAAGCAGACAUGGCAUCAUCUGAAAUCACAAAGGAGAGCAGCAUCGUGUACAAGUUUGGAAUAAUUCUACUGGAGAUAGUUUCAGGAAGGCUUCCGUAUUCAGAGGAUGAUGGCUUACUUGUGCUUUGGGCUAGGAGUUAUUUGAGUGGGAAGAGACUGAUAAAAGAUAUGGUAGAUGCAACCCUGGACCCGGUGCCUGAUGAAGAUAUCGAUGCACUAGUGGAGGUGAUUCAAUCUUGCAUAGAUGAGGAUCCAAAUGAGCGACCAACAAUGAAAGAAGUCGCUGAUCGAAUGAUGCUAAUUACGGCAAUUCCACCAGAGGAAGCUAAUCCAAAGGUAUCACCACUGUGGUGGGCAGAGCUCCAAAUUAUUUCUUCAGAAGCUACCUAGCGAUGGAGUUGGCAACAAUGGUAUGGCAGCCCUUCUUUUGUACUGUUUCAUAGUGAAACUGCUUUUGCUACAUUUGCUUCACUAGUUUGUAAUUGUAAUAGGGGAAUUAAAAGAGAAAAGAAAUUUAGUUUGGGAUACUUAAAAAGAGUUUGUAGGUCUGUCUCUGUUAUGGAGAGAAUGGAGGGCAAUAGCCAUGUGUGGAGAAGAAUAACUUGGAGAGUACAAACAGCUUAGAUUGUGAAAGUCUCUCCAGUAUCCAAUCUCAAGAUUGGGCUUAAGAUAACUUGAAUUUACAUAGUAGUUAUAUUGUUGUGCUUGUGAUGAUGAA
Molecule: messenger RNA, 2610 nt
Organism: Musa acuminata AAA Group (dessert banana)
Lineage: Eukaryota; Viridiplantae; Streptophyta; Magnoliopsida; Zingiberales; Musaceae
Product: inactive receptor-like serine/threonine-protein kinase At2g40270
Exons: 8
Coding region: 435-2282 (615 amino acids)
Biological process (GO): protein phosphorylation
Molecular function (GO): protein kinase activity; protein binding; ATP binding
Source: RefSeq, a predicted model, not a curated record